This is a messenger RNA of Zea mays, 1793 nucleotides long. Its product is annotated as transcription factor LRL3. Gene Ontology annotation, biological process: regulation of transcription by RNA polymerase II. Gene Ontology annotation, cellular component: nucleus. Bases 506 to 1681 code for a protein of 391 amino acids. The record is from RefSeq and is a predicted model, not a curated record. Lineage: Eukaryota; Viridiplantae; Streptophyta; Magnoliopsida; Poales; Poaceae. Gene Ontology annotation, molecular function: RNA polymerase II cis-regulatory region sequence-specific DNA binding; protein dimerization activity; DNA-binding transcription factor activity, RNA polymerase II-specific. The transcript is spliced from 7 exons.
UUCCUAUGUCGUCGAAACUGUGAGAUGGAAAUUGAAGCCUAAUUCCACGGUAUUCCUCCCAUAACCGAAUCAACUCACCUUCAAAUCAAACUCCAUUCCUCUGCAUUGGACAAAAUUCAUACUUCCAUAGCACGAAGCCACGAACCUGUGGAUACUUUGAUGAAGGCUAAUGGUUUUGAUGCUAACUGUUUUUUUUUCUUCUGGUAAGAUAUGGCAUUUAACUUGAUAGCAAUUUCACCCUAUAUAAUUCAGUACGUACAUAGCUACGUGUCACAAAACAGUAUGUCUGCACUAUUCUCUAAAGUUAAAAAAAAUGAGAAGAACAGAAGAAGAAGAAGAAAAACCAAUCACUGUACUACCAAGGUGCUGCACGAACUAAGCUCAAAUGCUCAAUUUCAUUAUUGUUUAAAAAAACUGGAACUGUCCGACUGUUAUAAAGCCGCGCCCAAAGCCGCGACAUCAGACACCUCCGUUACCUCGACCAGCGUCGUCCUCAAUCAACGCCAUGCAACCGAGCGGCCGUGCGAUGGCCGGCGGCGAGGGCGGGGGCGGGGCGCAGCAGCAGACCGACGACUUCUUCGACCAGAUGCUGUCCACGCUGCCUUCCGCGUGGGCUGACCUGGGCGCGGGCGCGGCCGAGGACCUCGCCGCGCAGAGCCACUUCGGCGACGACUCGUCGGCGCUGCUCGCGUCCCGCCUCCGGCAGCACCAGAUCGGCGGCGGGGACGUCAAGUCCUCCGCCUCCCACCAGUCCCAGGUCAUGCUGCAGCUCAGCGACCUGCACCGCCACGGCGGCCUGGGGGGCGAGGAGAGCGGGCUCUUCACGGACCGGUCCGCUCCGGCGCCGGAGGAGAUGGAGGGCGGCUUCAAGUCGCCCAACUCCGCCGGAGGUGACCACUCCUUGUUCAACGGGUUUGGGGUGCAUGGCGCGGCCACCGUGCAGCCACCAUUUGGCCAGAGUGGAUCGAUGUCGCCUGAGAGCCUGGGAGGAACGGCGGCGAGCGGCGGCGGCGCACCCCCAGCUGGUGGGGCAGCUUCAUCGGCCGGCGGCGGGGCGGCACCCCCGCGGCAGCUGCGGCAGCGGCAGCGGGCGAAGAGAGGGCAGGCCACUGACCCCCACAGCAUAGCGGAACGUCUUCGGAGGGAGAGGAUCGCGGAGCGGAUGAAGUCGCUACAGGAACUGGUCCCGAACGCCAACAAGACGGACAAGGCGUCGAUGCUGGACGAGAUCAUCGACUACGUCAGGUUCUUGCAGCUCCAAGUCAAGGUUCUCAGCAUGAGCCGGCUGGGCGGAGCCGCCGGCGGGAUGGCGCCUCUGGUUGCGAGCAUGGCUUCAUCAGAGGGAAAGAGCAAUGGAAGCGGCGGCGGCGGCAACACUAACGCUACCACCAAGAGCGGCAACGGCGGCGGGCUGCGGGUGGCGGAGCACCAGGUGGCGAAGAUGAUGGAGGAGGACAUGGGCACGGCCAUGCAGUACCUGCAGGGCAAGGGCCUGUGCCUGAUGCCCAUCUCCCUGGCGUCCGCCAUCUCCUCGGCCACCUCAUCCGCGUCGCUCCUCUCCCGCCCGCCCCCCGCCGCCGCCGCCGGCGGCGGCGGCGGCCAGAUGCACGGUGCCAACGGCGGCGCUGCCGCCGCGGCGACGACCAUAUCAUCGCCCGCGUCGGCUAACAGCUCCGGAUGAGGGGGACUGGGGGGAGAGCAUGAGCGACAGCUGUAUCAAAAGCAAAAGGGUGUAUCUAAAAAAAAUUAUUGAGUCCUUUUUGAGGCUUUGACCUUCACUUGGUGCACCGUAC